Pyrenophora tritici-repentis Pt-1C-BFP is the source of this 1110-nucleotide messenger RNA. Its product is annotated as ring finger protein. Lineage: Eukaryota; Fungi; Ascomycota; Dothideomycetes; Pleosporales; Pleosporaceae. Gene Ontology annotation, molecular function: ubiquitin conjugating enzyme binding; zinc ion binding; ubiquitin protein ligase activity. The record is from RefSeq and is a predicted model, not a curated record. Gene Ontology annotation, cellular component: ubiquitin ligase complex; cytoplasm. Gene Ontology annotation, biological process: ubiquitin-dependent protein catabolic process; protein polyubiquitination; positive regulation of proteasomal ubiquitin-dependent protein catabolic process.
AUGAUCAACGGCGCGAACCCAGAAAUCAUCCAGUGUCUAUCCGGUUGCCCCACCCGUAUCACCUACGAAGAUAUCCGCAACCUAGCCCCAUCGGAUAUGUUUGAACGUUACGACAACAUCCUUACGUGCCGCGCAACCAACGCCGACCCUAACUUUCAGCGGUGUCUCAAUCCAGGUUGCAAUUCUGGUCAAGUUCACGACAGCACCCAUGGGCCCAUCUUCACCUGCAUCCAGUGCCGCUACCGCAUGUGCACCAACCACGAUCCACCCGUCCCUCUCCACGAAGGCCAGUCUUGCGCGGAGUACAUAUUUCACAACGAUAAGGACCAGCAAAAUGAGGCGGCUCAAGCAGAGGUCGCUAAGAUGUCUAUCGCAUGCCCGGAAUGUGGAGCUAUGAUCCACAAUCGUAAUAUCACAUCGAUCCCGACGCCGCGCUCAGACCAACAUGCAACAAAGCAAAGCUCCAUCUGUGCGCAGCUGAAAGGUCCCACAGAGAUCCACAGUAACGAUACUAUUGGGACACAGAACCGCGAUCAGACCUACAUCCAACAAGCUGACGAAAUCAUGUUUGCGCGGCUGAAGAUUCGCACUCAAGUACACGAUGAUGCCAUGAAGUCAGACCCUGCGCUUGGAAAGAUUUCGAACAAAGAAGUGAAGUGGAGUCUGCACGGAUGGGGAGAUCCAGAUAUUACGGAUUAUCUACCUACAAUGUCAAGCUCAAACCAAGGCCAGUCCACUCGUCCCCCAAACCAAGCAGAGAUAAGGCUUGGCCAAACAGCCCAGAACAUACGUUCCGGAGAAUUAGGCGGUCAUCAGUUCGGCACCAGGGAUAAUCCACACAGGGAAAGUAUCAAAGAAAUCACAAGAGGAUACGAUGGUUUCGAUAAGAACGCGACAGUGGAGGAAAACAAAAAACAGGCCUCCUCGACCCAGAUCAAUCCCAGCCUCGGUGAAAGCUCCAAAGCCAACCCGCGCAUGACCAACACACCUGCUGGUGACGCUGCCGGAAGUUCCAAGAAGGAAGGUGGUGCGAACCCGACACCUACGGCGAAUGCAGAGUGGAAAAAAGACCGGAUAUUCUAUUUCCGAAUUGACGAACUAGUCGGAUGA